Molecule: messenger RNA, 2678 nt
Organism: Chlamydomonas reinhardtii
Lineage: Eukaryota; Viridiplantae; Chlorophyta; Chlorophyceae; Chlamydomonadales; Chlamydomonadaceae
Exons: 10
Coding region: 233-1759 (508 amino acids)
Biological process (GO): proteolysis
Molecular function (GO): aspartic-type endopeptidase activity
Source: RefSeq, a predicted model, not a curated record
CCUACACGAGCGGACAUGAGCUGUCGGCCAUACCAGGAUCCGCGAGCUUAUGACUUGCCCACAAGCUACCGUCUAGAAGACCGAUAUUCGGUUGAUAAAUAAGUUGCAAGUACACGCAUCAUACUCUUAGGUUUACGAGGAGCCAGCACGACUCGGCGCUACAGGCGCACAGCGUCCGCCACCGGCGAGCAGCAGCGCUGUCCAUAACAAGUCAUUCGCAGCUUUGCAGACUAUGAACCGGCUAUGGACCAGUCUUCUCAAAGCAGCGCUCGUCGUUUGUGCGUGGUCCAGUGCAUGUUCGGCCAUCGAGCUCGGCGCGGAAGCUGUCGGUAGUCCUUUGGCCCCGAGUCAUACUCGAGCGUUUGCUCUGCCCGUCAGGCAUCACAAGCUUCCUGACGGCGUACGGAGACGCCGGCACUUACUAAGGAGCUCAACCAGGCCAGUCUACGGAAACGUGCCCGAGCUUGGGUACUACUACACGUAUCUGACCAUCGGGACGCCGGGACAGACGGUCUCGGGCAUCCUGGACACCGGGUCGACGCUGCCUGCCUUCCCCUGCUCUGGGUGCACGAGGUGCGGCCCAUCAAAGACUGGCAUGUUCAAGCCCGAACUAUCAUCUACCUCGUCCACGUUCGGCUGCUCAGACGCCCGGUGCUUCUGCGGAGCUAACUCUUGCAGCUGCAACAAUGAGCAGUGCGGUUACAGCAUACGUUAUCUGGAGGGAAGCAGCACAAGCGGCUUCCUGGCGGAAGACAUGCUGGCGGUGGGGGACGGCGGCCCGGCAGCGAAUUUCGUGUUUGGGUGCGCCCAGUCCGAGUCUGGGCUCCUGUACAGCCAAAUCGCGGACGGCGUGUUCGGGAUGGGCCGGACCCCUGCGUCCCUGUAUGGGCAGCUGGUGCAGCAGGGCGUCAUCGAUGACGCAUUCUCCAUGUGCUUCGGCGCACCCAGGGAGGGCGUCCUGCUGCUGGGGAAUGUGGCGCUGCCGGCGGACGCGCCGGCGCCCGUCGUUACCCCUGUGGUCGGCAACACCAACAAGUUCAACAUCCAGAUCGAGGGCUUGAACUUUAACGACCAACAGCUGGUUAGCGGGCAGACCUGGUUCUCGUACGGCUUGGGCACAAUCUGGGACAGCGGCACAACCUUCAGCUACUUCACACGCAAUGUGUACAACGCGCUGGUGGCGGCCAUCCGGAGACACGUCGAGGCCAACCCCGACCUUGUGUCCGUGCCGGGUGCCUACUCUGAUGACAUCUGCUGGAAGGGCGCGCCGGCAGACGAUGCAAGCAAGCUGGGCGCCUACUUCCCCGACAUGGAGCUGUUGCUGGCGGGCGGCGGGCGGCUGACGCGGUCGCCGCUGCACUAUCUGUACCCCUACGGCGCCGCCUGGUGCCUGGGCUUCUUCGACAACGCCUACAGCAGCACCGUACUGGGCGCCAACUUGAUGCUGGACACAGUCGUCACGUAUGAUGGCCGCCUCAACCAGAUGCGGUUUACAACCUAUGAGUGCGAUAAGCUUUCGGAGGCUCUUGGGGUGAAUGGCCAGGGCAGCAACAACAGCACCAGUCCUGGCUCAGCCCCAUCGCCGCCGCUGCCGCAGCCACCGCCACCGCCGCCGCCAUCCCCACCGCCUGCCGCUCCGCCGCCUGCCGCACUGAAGCCCAAGCGGCCACGGCGCACCUCGCCGCCACCGCCCCGGCCGCCGCCCCGCAGCCCGUCACCUCGAGCUCGCACGAAGAAGUCUCCGCCACCGCGCAGCUGAACGGCUGUGUGAAAGGAUGCGGAGCGUGCGAGGGGCUGCCGUCGACAGGGACAUAGCAAGCAGGCCGCAUGUUUACUCAUGAAACGGCUCGCAUGCAUAGUGUCAGGGUGUGCGGUGGAUGAAUAAAGGAUACGUAGCAACCAGCAUGUCUGGUCAUCUGUAAGGGAUAGCAGUGCUUAAUUAUUAUCUGAGCGGUGGCCGGACUUGGGGCGGGCGUGAUUUCAGGAAUGCACGUCGUGCUCACCACCUUGUAACCACACACACACAGUGAUUUCAACUUGCGGGAACAAGCAGCUGGCUGGACCUACGGGAGUGUGGACCCCGACGGCCUAGCCACUGCCAUGCCAAGGUUCAUACACUGACAAUCGGGGCGUGUGUAUUCAUGUGCCUGGAGGCAGUUAGCGGCCAUUGCUGACAAACGUGGUGCAUGCAAGGCCAGAUAGUAGAAAGGCGACAAAUGAUGCGGUAGUGUUCUUUCAUAUUGCCGGUUUCGAUAUGGUGUGCGGACUGAAGACCAUGGAUUCUUGACGGGUCCUUCUCUGAGCGCUUGUGGCGUGACAGGCGCGUUUUUGCGGGAGUGGCAUGAAGUGCUGCGUGCACUGGGUAUGGGGCGGCCCCACACCAUGCAACAUGAAAUACCUUGCUGGCAGUCACCGUUAGAGAUAGAGCGCGGAUGUUCUGGUGGGCUGGUGGCUGGCUGCAAACCAGGCCAUGUUCAGACCCUGGAUGUGCACCGGGAGGCAUGCCGAGGGAGGGAGCUGACCUGGCCCCCCAGUGUCGGAGGUCCCCAAAAGCCCAAUAGUUCUUCAGCAGUAUGCAUGCUGCACGCAUGGUAGCUGAUUGGCCCUUUUAGUCCCUGGUUCCGCGGCGGGCUUCCGCAACAUCAUGUCCAGUCAACGGAACCGCGAAGAUCGGCCAA